UGUGUGCGCGCGUGCGCGUGUCAGUAACACGCCACCCACACAAGCAGCAGCAGCAGCGAGGCAGACAGCAGAAGAAAAGUGAGCAGAGCAACAGUCGACAUGUCUCAGCAUUCAGACCUGGAGAAGGCCAUCAACACGCUGGUCACCCAGUUCCACUCUGCUUCAGCUGACAAUGCUCCAACUCUGAAAACCGAUGAAUUCAAAGGUCUUUUGUCCUCCCAGAUGUCUAAUCUGGUCAAGAUCCCUUCAGACGACGUGUUCGGGGACAUCCUGCGGAAGAUGGGUGUGGGUGACGGCGAGGGCAUCUCUUUCAAGCAGUUCUGGAACUUAAUCCAGUCAGUAGCCACCAAACAGCACAACUUCCUCAGCGAGCAGAUGGGCUCCUCAUGCAGCUGUGUCCUCCUGUGAAGUACAAACUCUCAGCCCAACAGAUCGACUAAAGAAAGUAACAAGAUGCACAUCACUUUCCUAACCAGGUGUCGGACAGAAUACAAAGUAUAGCACAAUAAAGCAAGCUGUUUCACACUUUUCUGAUUCAAACAUAAAAAAUUUUUUUAUAUUGUGAUCUUUUAUCUUACAUCACACCUCUGCCUUUACAUCAGUUAAAGUUCAAAUUCAGUCUAGUUGACAUUCAAAUUCUCACAUUGUCCCAAAUCUGCAUGUUACUUUAACUACAAUUUCAACAACAACCAUACAUUAAAAUAAUCUAAUCAUCUUCAUAUGUAGUACCAGAUAAUAUUGAUUUCUAGCCAUUUGGUGAUCAUGAAUUAUUUUCAGUUAGUUUUUGAUUCUAAACCCUGCACAUGUUAUAGGGUGACAGAGGCAGAGACCCCUCCAUCAUCUUUAUCUUUUUAAAACAGAUUAGUAAAUCAAAUUAGUUUGAUGCAUAUUGAACCCUUCAAACCCUAAUAGACAAUUCAACAAGAGCUCAUUUGGGAAUUAACUGGUGAAAAAGGCAUCGGGCAAUGUCAUACUCUUAGUUACUUUUUUUACCAUGUAUAAUAUUGAUUCAUGGUGCCUUCAAACUAAUAGGAGGAUGAGCGGCUUUCUGUUUUGGUAUUCCCAACUUCAUAAGUACAUUUUAUUAUACCUCAAACUGGCAUGUUAACAGUUUUUGAAAAUGUUCUAUCAUCAAAUGGAAAAGAUUUGAGAGAACAAGAAUAGAGACUUUGUCAUCUCACUAGUAAACCACAGUUUCUAUUCGGUUAUUCUAUUUCAGAAAUGCUAAUUCACGAGUACCAUUUGAAGUAUGAGAGCAUGUAUCAUCCAACAGAGUUGAUCCUUAGAAACAUUGAGGAAGAACGCGGUUACCUUCAGAAGCUUUAAAUCAUUUAGAAUUUCUUUCUUUCUUUGUGCAGAACUGGCUCCAAUUCACAGUAUCUGUUAUUGUCUUAGCAAUGGCCAUUUCAAAUGUGAAACCUUGUCUAUAAAUAUAUGAUACUAAUCAUCUGAAUUUGACCAUGUGUGUGUCAGUAACAAAACACAACAGUGUACCUUGGGUAGAUACUAAAUGUCUAAUCAUGUUAAACACCUUACAUUGUGUGCUUUGUGCCCUUACGUUUCUUCAAGUAAUGCUUUACACUGUGCAAGCCUGCAUUUUCUAUGUAUUUAUAUUUUGUAAUUCUCUGUAUUCUGACCUGUGUGACACCUAAAGAAAAAUGAUGUAAUAAACAUACAAAUAAAUCAUUAGUACUGCAAUUUGA
Cyclopterus lumpus (lumpfish) is the source of this 1703-nucleotide messenger RNA. It is a transcript of the gene s100v2, whose product is annotated as S100 calcium binding protein V2. The transcript has 3 exons. NCBI's taxonomy places the organism in Eukaryota, Metazoa, Chordata, Actinopteri, Perciformes, Cyclopteridae. The coding region runs from base 100 to 408 and encodes 102 amino acids. The record is from RefSeq and is a predicted model, not a curated record.